UUCAAGUCAUGUUCCUCCCUCCUUUUUUGACCCUAUACCUUUUUCUCCCUUCCAAUUCCAAUACCCCUUUGUGAUUUUGGUUCUUUAGUUCUCUAUCUCUCUUUGGAGUACAUGGCCAUGGAUGCACAACAACACCAACAAUCUUCAGAAUUAUCAGCAGAAGAAAAUGAGAGAGAAUCUGAGGACUUCAGAGAAAAGGGUCCACAAACUGGAACUGGGUCUCUCCCUAGUGGCUUCAUUGGGAAACAUAGGUUGCAAGCUGCCAUAAACCACCUCAAUAACCAAAUUACCAUUUUGGAGGAAGAAUUGGAAAAACUUGAAACAAUAGGUGAAUCCUCCACCGUUUGCAAGGAUGUAAUUUCAAGCGUUGAAUCCAUUCCAGAUCCUCUCCUUCCUUUUACUAUAGGUUCGGUGGAUGCUGGUUGGGAUCGAUGGUUCGGAGGUGCCCACCAUUCUCGAAAUCAUAAACGUUGGAUUUAGAUAUAUUUCCUUUUGCAUUUAUAUGUUUUUGGGUUAAUUAUGAAAAUUUAAAAUUUACCUGCCAGUAAGAGAGAGAUCACUCUAAUGUAACACAUUGAUAAAUGAUUUUUAUUUUCUUUCAGUUUUUAAUGAUUCGAUUUUCUUUCCAGAAAAAGAAAAGCAUAAUGAUUAUAUAUGAAUCAAAAUUCCUUC
This is a messenger RNA of Cajanus cajan (pigeon pea), 672 nucleotides long. Its product is annotated as guanine nucleotide-binding protein subunit gamma 2. Lineage: Eukaryota; Viridiplantae; Streptophyta; Magnoliopsida; Fabales; Fabaceae. The record is from RefSeq and is a predicted model, not a curated record.